AUGCCGCAUCGCCCAGCUCAGCGAUUGACUUCGGUCAGCGAAGUAAGUACUGGGAUAUGUACUUAAGAGUACUAUUUGAUUCAAUUCUCUUUCGUAUCAUUCUGUUAUGGCACUGAUAAGAAUUUAAAAGUUAGAAAGUAUCUUUAAUUUGAAUUUGUGGUGUUUCUUGCACAAUAAUAUGUUGUUUUAGAGUACUGAAGAAUGGAAAUCUUCGACGACGAAAGAAUUGUACAAACUAGUCGAACAAGAGCUUGAACGAUUGUUGGCUACUGCUACUGAUGAGAAAGCCAACGUAAGUUUGUUUAUUGGUAAAAUAAGGACUUGCUUUAAUUAACUUUUAUUUUUUUUAUUGUAUUGAUCUUUGUUACGUUUAAAAGUUAUCAUAAAAAUCAUUUUUCAAGUUUUAUAAAGCUUAACACUCAUAUUUUAGUACUGGCUAUCCGAACUGAAAGGAUUCAAGUCAUUGUUCGCUCGUUAUUUGAGAGGAAAGACAGUAAUCGACUGGAAGAAGAUCCAACCACCAAAGGAGAACACUGUCAUCCCUUACAAUCAACUGCCAGCCAGCGACGAUGUUCGUGAAGUCUUGGACAAGCUUGUUGUAGUAAAGCUGAAUGGUGGUUUGGGAACCUCGAUGGGAUGCAAAGGACCAAAGUCGGUAAUCUCGGUCAGAAACGACCUAACCUUCUUGGAUUUGACUCUUCAACAAAUUCAGGUAAUUUGCUUUUUUUGGAUUUACUCAUAUGUACUUUGACCAAUCUUUGUAAGAAUUUUUGGGGCCAUACUAGAGAAAGCAUCCAACAUAAUAAAGGCACCCACUAAUGGUUUAAAGCACCCAGCAAUCUUUAUUCAAAUUUUAUCAUUAUGAAACGUAGCGCUUUCGAAGAGCGGUGUAGAAGUGUCCAAUUCGUGAAUGGCGAUUGUUGUAGCGAAAACUGAAAAAAAUAUAAUAAGGUGCACGGCUACUGUAACUAGAUAGUUGGCCACUAUAACUAGAUGGUUGGCUACUGUAACUAAGAAAUGGGCUACUAUAACUAGAUAGUUGGUUACUGUAACUAGAUAGUUGGCUACUGUAACUAAAUGGUUAGCUACUGUAACUAGAUAGUUGGCUACUAUAACUAGUUAGUUGGUAGUUGGCUAUUGAAACUAAAUAAUGGGCUACUGUAACUAGAUAGUUGGCCACUAUAAAUAGAUAGUUGGCUACUAUAACUAGUUAGUUGGUAGUUGGCUACUGUAACUAAAUAAUGGGCUACCGUAACUAGAUACUGGCUGCUACAACUAGAUAGUUGGCUACUGUAACUAAAUAGUAGGCAACUAUAACUAAACAAUGGGCUACUGUAACUAAGAUAACAUUAAUACUAUGGUAAAAUCAAACGUAUUCUUUAAAUAAAUACUAAAUUCUUACCUGUUAUCCAUCUGUAUAGCAUAGUAAAAGUCUUCAUAAACUCAAUAGAAGAUGACUUCUUUGAAGUUGGUUGAUCUUGGCCUAGGUUGUCAGGUUGUCGAUGGAUCCAUGAUCACCACGGUCAGAUUCCAUGCUGACCCGACCGUCUCACGCAGCCGAUAAAAUAUGAAUGACCGUUUUAAAAAAAGGAAAAACAACAAAAUGAAAUUGCAAGAUUAUGCAAAAUUUGAAUACUUUUGGGUGCCUUAAAUAGGAUAAAAAUUGGGUGCUUUCAUUAGUAAUACUGGGUUAUUUCUUUAGAUUAGCGAAUUGUGAUUUUUUUGUAACUACUUUCAUAGUUAGGCAAGUAUAUGCUUUUUAAAAUCAAGCUAGUACAACAUGUUUUAGUUCUUCAACCGCUCAUACAACGUAAACGUUCCUCUCGUCCUGAUGAACUCCUUCAACACCGAUGACGAUACUAACAAGCUCCUUCGCAAAUACACCAACGUUGACGUCUCCGUGCACGCCUUCUGCCAGUCACGAUACCCAAGAAUCGACAAGGAAACCUACCUGCCUAUCUCGAAGGACGUCAAGGACAACGACCUCGAGUGCUGGUACCCUCCAGGUCACGGUAACUUCUACGAAGCCUUCAAGAACUCGGGUCUUCUUGACAAAUUCAUCAGUGAAGGAAAGAAGUACGUUUUCCUGUCCAACAUUGACAACUUGGGUGCGACAGUCGAUCUGAACAUCUUGAACUUUAUGCACGCCGAUCCAAGGAAGCCAGAGUUUGUGAUGGAAGUCACUGAUAAGACCCGUGCUGAUGUUAAGGGAGGUACUCUCAUCGAGUACGAAGGAAAUCCAAGAUUGUUGGAAAUUGCUCAGGUCCCGAAGGAAUACGUCGAUGAAUUUAAGAGUGUUUCCAAGUUCAGGUAUGUGUAAUAUGGAUACAUUUUCGAAAAGUGAUUGAGAUAGGGCUCUAAAAUUUUAAAGAACGGUUAAAAUCAAUUAAAAAACAGUUUAAGACAUCAAGCUUAUAAUAAAAAUUGAAUUUGAACUCAUUACCUAUUGCAUUUGCAGAAUUUUCAACACGAACAACUUGUGGGCCAACCUCGAGGCCAUCAAACGGGUCGUAGAGAACUCAGAGCUUGACAUGGAAGUGAUCGUGAACCCAAAACAUUUGGACCGCGGAUCUGAUGUCAUCCAACUCGAAACUGCUGCUGGUGCUGCCAUCAAGAACUUCCGCAACUCAUGCGGAGUCAACGUGCCCAGGUCCAGAUUCUUGCCCGUCAAAAAGACUUCUGAUUUGCUGCUUCUGAUGUCAAACUUGUACGAGAUUGAGACUGGAAAGCUGACGUUGAGCUCGUUGAGACAAUUCCAAACUACUCCAUUCGUCAAGUUGGGCAGUUCUUUCGACAAGGUGAGGACAUCACUUAUUUUCUAUGUUGCAGUAGGUGAUGGGUUAAUGUAUUGUAGUAGGUAGUCUGUGUUUUUUAAGGCAUCAUUUAAUAUAAAAGGUCAUGUAAAUGAUGUUCAAUUAUUUCAACAGGAUAUAUGAUCUCGUCAACUUAUGUCGAGGUAAAAUAAUGUUUUAGAAGGAAAUGUGACAAUUUUAGGUAAAAGACUUCUUGAACAGAUUCCAAGGCAUUCCCGACAUUUUGGAACUUGACCAUCUUACCGUGUCAGGCAAUGUGUGGUUUGGCAAAGGUGUUGUACUAAAGGUAUGUUUGUUGUGUUAUCCCUAAACACAAAUUGGCUUUAAUUUCUACAUUCAAAAUUGCAUCUUGUUUCCAGAAAUUUUUGAAUAAAAUUGAGUAUUCUUUGCAUAAUUCAAUAAAAGGAGUAUUUGAUAUUGUUAAUAUUAACAUAAUUUAUGAUUUUUCGUCUUUCAGGGCACAGUAAUCAUCAUUGCCAACGACGGAGAACGAAUCGACGUUCCCUCGGGCGCCGUGCUGGAGAACAAGAUUGUAUCGGGUAAUCUAAGAAUCGUCGACCAUUAA
Molecule: messenger RNA, 3378 nt
Organism: Bursaphelenchus okinawaensis
Lineage: Eukaryota; Metazoa; Nematoda; Chromadorea; Rhabditida; Aphelenchoididae
Source: the annotation of a GenBank genome assembly